Molecule: messenger RNA, 1496 nt
Organism: Schistocerca gregaria
Lineage: Eukaryota; Metazoa; Arthropoda; Insecta; Orthoptera; Acrididae
Exons: 4
Coding region: 71-1063 (330 amino acids)
Source: RefSeq, a predicted model, not a curated record
GUGGCUAGGGGGCGCAGGCGGGGGUGGGCUUACUUAAGGAGGCGGGGCGCCGGCCGCUGCAGUCGCCAACAUGCUCGUCAGGACGCUGCCUCUUCUCCUAGCGGUGUCGUUAGCGUGCCUGCACGCCAGCGCGGCACAGGACCCCCUGUCCGUGGUGCGCCGCGCCCCGGCCUCCUCCACCGACCCGCCGGCCAGGGGCAGGGCGCGCGUGCUGGUCUCCAAGACCUCCAGGGGCCCCGCGGCCGUCCCGAGCGCCGCGUCUCCGCUUCCGCCGCCGCCCCCGCCGCCGCCGCUGGUAACCCUGCCCGACCAGCCGGUAGAGCCCGCGCCCGUUCCGCACCGCUUCGCAGUGCAGCAGAGGGCGCCCACCUCCACGUCGGCACCACCGCGCACGCCCCCGUCGCCGCCCCCACCGCCCCCGAGGCUCAGACUGCCGGAGCAGCCGGAGGAGGCGACGCCCGUGCUGCAGCGCUUCGGGCACCAGUCCAGGGGGCAGCCCUCCGCCCCCACGACGACGGCGGCGCCGCUGCCGCCUCCGCCACCCCCGCCGGCCUUCCUCCCUCAGCCGGCAGAGGUUGUCCUGCCCGCGGCGCCGCCCCACCGCUUCUCGCAAGAGCGAUCGACUCCCAAGCCACUGCCAGCACCCGUCGUGCUGCCUCAGCAGCCCGUUAGGAAGAUCACACCUGACGUGGCGGUCCGCAGUGGCGACUCCAAGGCGGACGCGACGCUGGAAGACGAGCGCCGGCGGCAGGCAGAGUCUGCGCGCUACUCGUUCGGCUCGAGCGUGCAGGACUCCAUCAACGACAACACGCAGUCGCGCCAGGAGACCAGGGAGGGCCUCAAGACGGUCGGCCAGUACUCCUACAGCGACGGCUUCCUCCGCCGCACCGUCCACUACGAGGCCGACGACAAGGGCUACCGCGUCACUCAUGAGGAGACAGAGACAAUUGGCAAUGGCCCACAGGUGAACCCUAAUGGUCAUGCUGAGGUGGAGAGCAAUGUGGGUGGUUUCCACAACAAGUACGCCAUCACCAUUGAAGACUUAGCUGAGAAGGAAUCCUGAACAUACUCUUGAGUGUUAUGAGUGUCUUCUGUCCAUUCUUUGGUGGGCAUUCACUAGGUUCCAAAUAAUGUAAAUUAUUUUUAUGCUGUGACCAAGCACAUUUACUACAUAUUUAAUCAAAUGUUGGUAACUGUGAACUAUAUAUAAGCAUAAAUUAGUAUUUCACAAGCAGUAAAGGAAAUAUAUCAGUGGAUAUAUUGUUUUUAAAUGUGAUUGGCUGCAACUUCAAUUAUCUUAAAAUGUGAAUUUUAAGAAAAUGUUGUAUUAUUAUGUAAUAUUGUAACAUAAUAACUAAUGUAAUGCAGAAAUAGAUACAGUGACAAAACACCUGUGAAAAUAAAUGCAACCUACAAAAGUUGUACACAAUAUAUGUUGGACCUGAUAUUAAAUGUAUAGUGUUGAUUCCAUAAAUAAAAUGGAAAUGUGUGCUAUA